CUUGAUCAUUCACUGCUCCGGAGGAGGUUAGUUCUGCAAUAUAAAUUACAGCUGUGAUGUACCCUAGUGAGAAGUGAACGGACUUCCCUUCUGAUGAAAGACUGAUUACUGAUUGGUUAUUAAAGAUAGGAACGAUGAAGAGCUCAGGUAUCUCCAACUGCUAAGGAAAGAUCAUGGAAACUGGACCUUUUCACAGAAUCCUGCGACCGAUUCUGCUCAGUGCUUUUAUACUGGGAUGCUCUGUGACUCUGUUUUUUUUGUAUUUUAAACCAACUACUAGCUGGUUACCAGGUCCCCUAGAGUCAUCAAUAUUAACAGAAUCUGACCUGAACCUUUUCUCUAACAAGAUCAAUAAAAAUGUGACCAUUGUGCUGAUCUGGAUGUGGCCCUUUGGAAGAACAUUCAACCUGAACAUUUGUAGCUCACUCUUUAAUAUUGAUGGCUGCUUCAUCACAGCAGACAAGAAUUUCUACAGUAAAGCAAAUGGGGUCAUCAUACAUCACCGAGACAUUAGAACUGACCUUUCCAAUCUCCCACAGUACAAGCGGCCAUCAUUCCAGAAGUGGAUAUGGAUGAAUGCAGAGUCACCGUCACACUCAUCCCAGCUGACUGGGUUAGAGAACCUGUUCAACCUGACUCUCAAUUAUCGUCAGGAUGCUGACAUUCAAGUGCCUUAUGGGUACAUCGUACCAGCAGAGAGUCAAGAAAAUUUUAUACCACCAAAGAAAAACAAGCUGAUCUGCUGGAUUGUGAGCAACUGGAACCAGAACCACAAGCGGGUGAAAUAUUACAAUGAGUUGAGCAAACAUGUGGAGAUUCAAACAUAUGGACGAGCCUUUGGGAAGUACAUCUCUGACCAAGACUAUUUCCCCACCAUCACCAGCUGCAAGUUCUAUUUGGCGUUUGAGAACUCCAUUCACAAGGACUACAUUACUGAGAAAUUGUACAACCCACUCUUAGUGGGGACAGUGCCAGUGGUUCUUGGCCCACCCAGGCAGAAUUAUGAGAACUUCAUCCAGGGAGAUGCCUUCAUUCAUGUGGAAGACUUCACCUCGCCCCAGACACUGGCAGAUUACCUGCUGCUCCUGGACAAGGAUGAGGAGAUGUACCUCAGGUACUUUGAGUGGAGGCGGGACUUUAAAGUAAAAAAGGCGUAUUUUGGGGCUGAGCAUAUAUGCCUGAGCUGUGAUUAUUUGCGUAGGCACAAGGAGUACAAAGCAUUCAACAACCUUAACAAGUGGUACUGGGGUGGCUAGUGCUUUUUAGUAGAAGGAGGGGCUAGGGUGCAUGUGAUAGAGCAUAAUAAAAAAAAAAACAAUGUUCUGUGUACUUUACAACUGGCCUACUAACACAAACUAGCUCCUCCCUUUGUCCCUGUGCUGAGAUUUCUGAAUGAACUGAUAUUACUUUUCUCUUCAUGCCUUCACAAAUACACAUUCUGUUCUGUGCGUUAUUUUGAUCGAUUUAGAAAUUACCAUAGUAAUAAUGGCAGUUAAAAUUA
Molecule: messenger RNA, 1501 nt
Organism: Oreochromis niloticus (Nile tilapia)
Lineage: Eukaryota; Metazoa; Chordata; Actinopteri; Cichliformes; Cichlidae
Product: alpha-(1,3)-fucosyltransferase 9-like
Exons: 2
Coding region: 174-1256 (360 amino acids)
Cellular component (GO): membrane
Molecular function (GO): alpha-(1->3)-fucosyltransferase activity
Source: RefSeq, a predicted model, not a curated record